AAAAUUACCCUCUGAAAGCCUGUAUUUUUUCCGGCAGUCUUCGCUGCUGAAAUCCGACAACGUUUUUUUUCGGUACAUAAAAUCCGACAACGUUGAAUCCUCCAAUUGUGUGCCGUUGAAAUCUAGGUAUCGGAUAGUAGGAUGCCGGUUUUCAAAACCCCAUUCAACGGUUACUCCGUCAAGUUGUCCCCUUUCUACGAGUCCGGACUUGCCGUCGCCACUGCUCAGAACUUUGGCAUACUAGGCAACGGCCGCCUCCACGUCCUCGACCUUUCCCUUACCGGCCCCGCCAUCACCGAGCUCACCGCCUUUGACACUGCUGACGGUCUAUAGGACGUUGUAUGGUCUGAAUCCCAUGAUUCCGUCCUUGUUGCUGCUAUCGCCGACGGCUCCGUCAAGCUCUACGACACCUCCCUCCCCCCACAAUCAAACCCCCUCCGUUCC
Rubroshorea leprosula is the source of this 444-nucleotide messenger RNA. The record is from the annotation of a GenBank genome assembly. Lineage: Eukaryota; Viridiplantae; Streptophyta; Magnoliopsida; Malvales; Dipterocarpaceae.